Messenger RNA from Lachancea thermotolerans CBS 6340, 1347 nucleotides. RefSeq names its product Rab family GTPase YPT11 (gene YPT11). The transcript has a single exon. Bases 1 to 1347 code for a protein of 448 amino acids. Gene Ontology annotation, cellular component: endosome; Golgi apparatus. Gene Ontology annotation, molecular function: GTPase activity; GTP binding. The record is from RefSeq and is a predicted model, not a curated record. Lineage: Eukaryota; Fungi; Ascomycota; Saccharomycetes; Saccharomycetales; Saccharomycetaceae.
AUGUCAGACUCCAGGAGGAAACGCUACUCGAUCAACUUCUCCGCGCCGGCGUCGCCCGCGUCGCCGUCGCUCGGCGCGUUUCCCUUCGCAGAACAGGCGCCCGCGGUGCGGCCGGCGUCUGCGCGCGCGCACUCCGCGCGGCCCUCGUCCGCGUACGGGCUCAUCGGCGGCGCCAGCAGUGGCGGCAGCGCCGCCACCGCCGCAACUGCCGCCGGGCAGUCGUUUUACCGGAUCCCCAACGACGACCAGCGCAACGUGUCGCUCGACUCGCUCGCGGACUCCUCGUCCAUCAAGCUGCUCCUGAUCGGCGACGCCACGGUCGGCAAAACCGCGAUGAUCCUCAGCUACUGCAACGAGCUGCCCACGCGGUCGCAGGUCAGCCUCUUCGCCAAGGACAGCGCGCGCGCGCCCUCGCUGCAGGCGCGCCGCCACAAGCGCAUCCAGAACCUCAAGACCAUCGAGAAGCGCAAGCGCUACAGCCUCAACGACUACGAGGAGCUCUUCACGCACCCCGCCGCCGCGCGCGACGCGCCAUCGCUCUCCGAGGACCCCGACGCGGCGGGCCUGAGCCCCGACGCGCCGCCGCGCGAGGACCCUAACGAGAUCAUCAUCGACACCCGCAGCACCAUCGGCGUCGACAUCCGCACCAACCUCGUCAACAUCGACCACCGCUACUUCAAGGUCACCAUGUGGGAUACUGCUGGUCAGGAACGCUACAGAAACGCGAUGAUCCCCUCCCUGUACAAGGGCUCCCACGGCAUCCUGCUCAGCUACGAUAUCUGCAGCCGCAAGAGCUUCCACAACUGCCUCGACUACUGGCUCCAGGAGGUGCUCAACUGCUGCGCGGGCGACAAGAAGCUGCGGCUCUACCUCGUCGGGAACAAGAUCGAUCUCUACAAGGUGCGCCAGGUGACCCACGAGGACGUGCUGCGGCUCAUCGCCGAGGCCGAGCAGAAACACGGCGUCAAGAUUGCUGGCAAUUUCGAGGUGAGCUGCAAGUGGCACCAGGUCGUCGAGCGCACCUUCAACAUCAUCAUCAAGGACCUGGCCGAGCACGGGUGCUACGAGGACGACCUCCACCGCCACGGCGACUCGCCGCGGCCCACGCACACGCGCGCCUCGACUUCAACCCGCACGCCCACUCCGACGCCGACCCAGGCCCAGGCCCAGGCCCACUCCUGCGACUCCUGCGGCCCGGUCGCCAUUCCGGCCGACGUCCCCAUGGAGAUCGAGAGAAGGGGCUCCACCAUCGUGCGCAGAAGAUCGAAGGAGCCCCCAAAGACAAUCGACAUAUCAAAGCCCCUCGACCCCGGGGACAGCAGCGGUAGAGCCGCCUGCUGCGUGUAA